Messenger RNA from Fusarium verticillioides 7600, 1236 nucleotides. RefSeq lists its product as hypothetical. Gene Ontology annotation, biological process: N-acetylglucosamine metabolic process. The transcript has 2 exons. Gene Ontology annotation, cellular component: cytoplasm. NCBI's taxonomy places the organism in Eukaryota, Fungi, Ascomycota, Sordariomycetes, Hypocreales, Nectriaceae. The record is from RefSeq and is a predicted model, not a curated record. The coding region runs from base 220 to 894 and encodes 224 amino acids.
AGCCAUACCAUUCAACCCUCCAUGGAACUUAUACCUUACAAGAACACGUCGCAUGGCCAGAUAUUGGGCAAAGAGACAAUCAGCUUCAAGUAACGCUGAAACUGAUUCCUUCACCGGCAACACCCGGGCUGAGAAUUGCACCUCCAUUUCUCCAUAUAAUCACCAAUAAUACGAAGAGUCCGUCUCACCGUAACUUCAUCUCACUCAACGUUAGAAACCAUGGGGAGCACAGAAACUGUUCCUUUCUGGAACAUGAACAUCCCCGAGGACCAGAGAACCGAAGAGUGUCCUGACUUUCUCCGAGGCGUCCACAAGAAAGAUCAAGGCAUUCUCUCCACCCCAGACCAAGAGUACCACAUCUUCUCCUGGGCUGAGGUCCGCGACAUCAUCCAAACAAACCGCUUAGAGAAGUUCAAGCGUGUUCCCUCAGAGCUUAGGCGCUACAAAGCCUUCACGUUCUAUCUGAAACAGAAGUACGGCAGUGUCGCCAACUUUAUCCAUGAACAUCGUCUUGGAUGGAGUACUCCAGUGAUGCCGCGCGGAGCACCGUUUGAAUUCGAGGACGAUUAUAAGAUCAUAUGGAAUGACGCCCCCUACGGGAUAGACCCGAGAAUAGCGCACCUUGUCGUGUGGACAAAGUUCGACCUCGUAGAAGAUCCCGCCACAGGAGAUUUGACGGACAUGGCGAGAAAAGAAAUUGAUGAUUUCGUGACAAAGACCUUUCGAGCGCAUAUCCCAGAGGAUAAUGUUCUUUGGUUUAGAAACUGGCAUUCUUUGCAAUCGGUCAACACCGUGCAGCACUUUCACGUCAUGCUCUUCGACCCCGAUCCCGACUUUGUACGGAAGGUCACUGAGGGAGACGUUCCACGGGCAGGAAUGGAGGUUCACAAGUGAGUGUUGAGGGACAUUAAAUAGGUAUCACUUGCGGCGAUUCGUCUUCGUUGGAAGAAGCUGAAUAUGCUGAAGCAUCCGUGUUGAUAACGCCAUAUAUGUUGAUCAAUACUACCUACUGCCUCAGGUACAGCAUAUGCAGACUGUCCAAAGCGAGCUUGAGUAGUUGAAUGGGGAAUAAUCAUCCAAGUAGCCAUAUACGCAUAUGCGACCUACUUUUUACUCCGCAUAUCAAACUUUUACCUAGGACCAAGUGCACUACGGCUUCCUGUCAUUCGAGUGCGCAAUCUGGUUUCUAGUGUCAUCAAACCUAACAUCUUUCGUCUUAGAGACCUCGAUCUUGAC